This is a messenger RNA of Syngnathus typhle (broad-nosed pipefish), 4478 nucleotides long. RefSeq names its product KN motif and ankyrin repeat domain-containing protein 1-like. Gene Ontology annotation, cellular component: cytoplasm; cytoskeleton. Lineage: Eukaryota; Metazoa; Chordata; Actinopteri; Syngnathiformes; Syngnathidae. Bases 1 to 3423 code for a protein of 1140 amino acids. Gene Ontology annotation, biological process: negative regulation of actin filament polymerization. Gene Ontology annotation, molecular function: protein binding. The transcript has 11 exons. The record is from RefSeq and is a predicted model, not a curated record.
AUGACUCUUCCAAACUUAGCGAAAGGACUCGGCGGUGAAGAGACAAGAGCCAAGAGUGGCAGCUGGCAUUUAGAGGGAAACGGUAGUCAACUGGACUUCUCCAAGAGUCUCCGGAACGGCAUCAACAUUAAGCGGCUGAGCCUUAAGAGGAGGCCUCGAAUGGCCGUCGGCAAUGAGGAAAAAGCGCAAAGCGGCGUUUCGUCCGGCCAGUGGCAUUCUGCCGAUUCCCUCUCGUCCUCGAGCGGCGAUGACACGAGACUCCUCGGUCGACCUCCUCUUCCUCCACCGCAUGGAUCCACCGCUUCCAGAAAUGAAGGACCGGAUCGCAGUGGCGAAUUUAGGUCCUCGCCUGCUUCGAGAGCUCCGUUGCAAAAACAAAGCCCUUCGUCGGAGCAGAGCAUCAGCGAGCUACACCGGAACCUGGAGCAGGAGACAACCGGCCACACCCUGGGUCCCCGCCGCCGCCUGGCCAGCUUCGCCGGAGUGAGCUCCCCUGGUUCUCUUUCUCGCUACACCGGGUUGGGCGCUUACGAUGACAAUAACGGCGGCAAGGCUCGUGAAAUCGGCGGCCACGUGCAUGGACUUCUUGGCUCCGCCCUGGGAAGCAGAGGGAGCACAGGUUGCCUCCAGUCGAGCCCUCAGGCAUCGGGAAGGAGCACCCCGCCGGUCUCGAGCCUUGGCCCAACGCAGCUGCUGAAUGUCCGAGAUCAAAUGGUGGUGGCCCUGCAGAAGCUGAGGGAGCUAGAAGAACAAGUGAAGAUCAUCCCCUUACUCAAAGUGAAAAUCUCGGUCCUCCAGGAGGAAAAGAGGCAACUGGCCUCGCAACUCAAGAUCCAGAAUGAGGACUCGGAGAGGAGAACUGAGGGCGAAGAGAAGAGGGAUUGCUACGACUUCGGCGAGAGAGAUGAAGAGAUGCUGGCACUCGAGAGGGCCAUCAAGACUGGACAUUAUCCGACGUGGCAAGAAAGAAGCCCUUGCCAAAAGGAUGAUAAGAUAGUUGAUGGAGAAGCCACGAAAGAAAACAGUCAAACCUCCACGACAGCACAGUUUCAACAUAACCGCCGUCUCGCGGAUUUAGAAGCAGAGGUUCUAGAGCAGCAACAAGUCAUUGCUGCCUUAAAGGAGAAAAGCCUUCACUUGGAGGCAGAGUUGAAGGAAUCCUCUCUCCAAGCUGAAAUGAGCCGGCUGAAACUGGAGCUUCAGGCUGCAGAAGCUAGAAACCGAGUCGACAAAGCCUCCUCCGCCAAGCCAUCCGUGGCGAGCUGCAGCACCGAGGCGAGGCCCGACACCACAAGCCAAGGGGUGGGCAACCACAUCCAGCUCAAAGAUGCCAGCGCGGGGGAGGCGGUGCAGGUGAAGAAUGCGGCGACAUCGUGUUGUGGCCCAGAGUUGAAAAACGUUGGGAUUGGUCCAGAUCUAGCCAUGAGCCGCUGGGAGGUCCGAGAGCGAGCGGAAACCAGGGAGAAGGGCGUGGGGGUCCACGUUUCCACUAACUCUCAAGGAGUCGGAGUGGAAGUGAAACUCAGCGAUGCCGAAAGCAACACGGAAAUACCGUGGCAGAAUCUGGAGCGUAAGGAACUCGUGUCAGUGGGAUGCGGAGACUGUUCCGUGAAUGUGAUCGUCCGCCAGGCAAAGGACACGGUUUCCAGAGGCAUGGUGACAGAUCCGGUCAAAGGUCUGGGACUCGCGGCGUCACCCCAGACAAUGUCCCAACGUACCAACACCGCAGUCAACUCCGUGACCCGUUUCACAAACACCAGACAUGGCAUCAGCACAGACUCCAGUACAAAUACUGUCCUCAAAAGCCAACACAAGCACACCAACACCACCAAGGGCGCCACUACCAGGACGGUAGCGGUCGGAAAAGGGCUCAAAGACGUCAAGUGCGUCCUCAAGACACGCACGCUCGGCGUCGGAACCAGCCCCCUGGAAGGAAACGUCCCGAAACCAAAUACCAGAGACAUUGGUGUAGGAUUCAUGAACAUUUAUGAGAACUCCCUGGUUGGCCUUAAAACCCAAAACAUGGCCUCGGGACCGUCCCAUCUCCCCGACCCGGUGAACACUCGGAGCAUUGGCGUCGGCGAUGGGAGGAUACGGGAUCUGUCCGGUUCAAACGCUGCAGCUGGUCAGGAGAUUGCCCCGUCUCAGUACAAUUCGGCGUUGGAUAGUGGCAUUGAAAAGCUAGCAGCGGUACUCCAGCCACGUCGCGGCCUUCGAACCAGCUCGUCGCUAUCGGCCAAUACCGGAGAUGUGGCUCGAGGUGGUUCAUUUGAUUCAGUGCCGGCAGACUCCUGCAACUCUUGCCAGCAGGGUGGAAAUGACUCGGAGGUGAAAAGAAUGAUCCAGCUGUUAGAACAACAGAGCUCAGAUGGAGCAACUCUUUUCGGCACUCGGCGCAAAGCCGCAAAGAAGGAAAACGGCGAGCAAGGUUGCAGCAACACCAGGAAAAACAUGCGCUUCAUGAAGGCUGCCAGCGGGUUGAACCCACCUAGCAAAGUGUCCGCCGCCGAUAACCCGGAGGAGGCCGAGCGGGUCUCGAGCAGAAAGCCGCGGGAGGCUCCGGUAGAUCCGCCACCGCCGCGACGGCUCAAAAGCGUCGUGAGCGGCAAGGCGUCCAAAACGUCAGGAAAAUCGCAAAUCACCAAGAGGUGCAAGUUCAGUGAGAAGAUGAUGUCGGCCUGCCAGGCCUUGAAGACUCACCUGAGUGACGGCAAGCGCUUGCCCAGCAGGGAGCUGCGCGACUGCCUGCAGACGGUCCAGCAGGAGUGGUUCUCCGUGUCCGGCCCCAAGUCAGCGUCCGCCGAGUCGGUGGAGGACUACCUGUCGGGAUUCCGCGUCAUCUCGCCUUUGCUGCUGCGACACGUCGCCAACAUGGCCGACGGCAACGGCAACACGGCGCUGCACUACAGCGUGUCGCACUCCAACUUCGGCGUGGUGCAGAAGCUGCUGGAUGCCGACGUGUGCGACGCCGACAAGCAAAACAAAGCGGGCUACACGCCCAUCAUGCUGGCUGCGCUUGCCGCCGCUGACCAACCGGAGGACAUGACCGUGGUGGAGCGGCUCUUCGACAGCGGCGACGUUAACGCCAAAGCCACGCAGGCCGGUCAGACGGCGCUGAUGCUGGCCGUCAGCCACGGCCGCAUGGAGAUGGUGCGGGCGCUGCUGGCCCGCGGCGCCGCGGUCAACGCGCAGGACGACGAGGGCUCUACGGCGCUCAUGUGCGCCAGCGAGCACGGCCACGCCGCCAUGGUGAAGCUGCUGCUGGACCACCCCGAGUGCGACGGCGCGCUGACGGACAGCGACGACAGCACGGCCUUGUCCAUCGCCUUGGAGGCGGGGCACAAUGAUAUCGCCGUGCUGCUCUACGCGCACGCCAACUUCGCCAGAGCACAUGCUGAGGCUCAUCACUGUGGAAGGUCCUAAUUGGUGUCUGGACGCAAGGCGACCGGAAGCUUGCCAUUUCCUCUUCUUUUAGUCGAAAAUAUUGGCAUUUUGUUUUGACCCGGGCGCCAAGGAAACACAAACUAAGUGUUGCGAAAUGGAUCUAGCGACAAUAUCAUGUGUGUUUCGAGUUUCCCCAAAUUCCACCUGGCACAAUCGAAACGCACGACAACAAAGAAUGGGCAAAAUCAAGUGCUUGCUCAAUAUGGCCCAUUAUCAUCUAUUGUAGCGUCCUCUCGAUUGCGUUCGCUCCUCUCGCCGGUUUGUCGUUCUCGCCGCCAUCUUGCACAAUAGAAAUAAAUCGAGUUCAAGUGAUGCUUUUUCUGUCGUGACGCGCUCGUGCGCGCGACAGCGGUUUCCUAGCAAGCGCAAUCAAAUCAAAUCAUACACAAGCGCUGCCGACCAUCAAUUUGCUGUUGCCACGGCAACAGGCAGCGAGGUUUUUUUUUUGAGCGGUUCCUAGGGGGAAAAAAAUAACGACUGAUGUCGGUUUCCGUGCGUUCAUCUGCUGGAGACAACGCUGGACUGCGAGUCAAUUUGAAUGCAGACGGACGACGUGAAACUGCUCGUUAUGAUUGGAUCGCUUCAAUAUUUCAACUGGCUACUUUUGCGUUGCCGGACUUGCGAGAUGGAGCGAGGCUGCCUUCAAUGCUCGUUGGCAAGACAAUGUCAGAAAAUAAAAAAACCGUUCAUUUUAGCUUUAAGCUGCUCCAAAAUCAGCCCGAUGAUCCAAAUGAACGCAGUCACAAUCCUAAAACGAUGCGAAGCCGAUUCCUGUUCAAAUGCAUUUCUGUCCACAUCUCAUACGCGGACCAGCCAAAAUGUUUUCUACAACUUUUUUGUUUUUUUCUAACCCCUUUUGUCGGGCCUGAUGGAAAAAUACGUCUUAACGGCAACCAGAUGUCGCCAGGGGUCGACUUUGCCUGGGCCGUUAAGACCCUUUUCCCUCGCUUGUAAUACGACUCCUUGCGUUUAGAGCGUGUUGGGACGCUUCCCCUCUAAGCUCAGAUGGAAUGCAAAGUCAAACGCAAACCUUU